Messenger RNA from Puccinia graminis f. sp. tritici CRL 75-36-700-3, 199 nucleotides. RefSeq lists its product as uncharacterized. The record is from RefSeq and is a predicted model, not a curated record. Lineage: Eukaryota; Fungi; Basidiomycota; Pucciniomycetes; Pucciniales; Pucciniaceae. The annotation marks the transcript as partial. The transcript has a single exon.
AUGGCCGCUGGGCAUUCUAACCAUACGGCCACCAUUCAAACCAUGCAAGAGACCUCUCACACCUUGAGAGUCAACCCCCCGGGAUAUGAAAUCAACUUCAAUUUGCUCAGGAAUUCCUUUGAUGUCACUAGCUCUGACGCGCUCACCCUAAGACAGCUUCUCUCUGCUGCAGAUCAAGCCCAGAUUUGGAAAAGUAAAG